AGAGAGAGAGAGAGAGAGAGAGAGAAAGUCAGUCGGUCAGUCCAUGUUUUCCCGCGCUCACGUGCCCGCGCGUGCACGCGUGUUGUUCAGUAGUGUGGCUCCGAUGCCAGAAGCUCAGCUUAGCAACACUACAGCUGCUGCUGUCGCUGCUGUCGGUGGCGUUGCUCUUAUUAUUCAGCGAUUUUUUGGAUCAAAAUUACACAGUUUUGUCAUGAGUCGAGUCCCAGCGGUGGAAUAAACGCUCCCUUUGUUUAUUGAUUGGAGAAGAUUAUGAGAUUUCAUCGGAAAGGUUCCUAAAACAAGAUGAAACGAGGCAGAGUAAACAUUGCGGCAAAGUGCCAGAGCUUUAGCCCUACUCAAAGCAGAGCCAAGAAACAGAAGACUGGCCAGGGGGUGUUCACCUUACAGAGCUAUGCCCAGGACUGGGGCAACCUGCCCCAUCACAUUGUUCUCCACAUAUUCCAGUACCUGUCGCUGGUGGACCGGGCGCGGGCCUCGUCCGUGUGCCGCCGCUGGAACGAGGUGUUUCACAUCCCUGAACUUUGGAGGUGUUUUGAGUUUGAACUGAAUCAGCCAGCCACAUCCUACCUGAGGUCCACACACCCUGACCUCAUUCAGCAGAUCAUCAAGAGACACGCUCAGCACCUGCAGUACGUCAGCUUCAAGGUUGACAGCUGCACGGAGUCCGCAGAGGCAGCGUGUAACAUCCUGUCCCAGCUGGUGAACUGCACCAUUAAAACUCUGGGCCUGAUCUCCACGGCACGGCCCAGCUUUAUGGAUGUCUCUCAGUCACACUUCGUGUCUGCGCUGACGGUGGUGUUUGUGAACUCCAAGUCCCUGUCGUCCAUAAAAAUCGAUGAUACGCCUGUCGACGACCCCUCCCUGAAGGUUCUGGUGGCUAACAACAGUGACACCCUGAAGCUUUUAAAGAUGAGCAGCUGUCCACACGUCUCUCCUGCAGGGAUCCUGUGUGUGGCAGACCAGUGCCACGGCCUACGGGAGCUGGCCCUCAACUACCACCUGCUGAGUGACGAGCUGCUGCUGGCGCUGUCCUCCGAGAAGCACGUGCACCUGGAGCAUCUGCGCAUCGACGUGGUGAGCGAGAACCCGGGACAGACGCAGUUCCACAGCAUCAAGAAGAGCAGCUGGGACGCCCUCAUCCGCCACUCGCCACAGGUCAACAUCGUCAUGUACUUCUUCCUGUACGAGGAGGAGUUUGAGCCGUUCUUCUGCGAGGAGACGCCCGUCACGCACCUGUACUUUGGCAGGGCUGUCAGUAAGGACAUGCUCGGGCGCAUCGGGCUGAACUGCCCGCGCCUGGUGGAGCUGGUGGUGUGCGCCAACAGGCUGGAGCCUCUGGACGAGGAGCUGAUCCGCAUCGCUGAGCGCUGCAAGAGCCUGACUGCCAUCGGCCUGGGAGAGUGCGAGGUCACCUGCAGCGGGUUUAUGGAGUUUGUAAAGAUGUGUGGUGGACGCCUCAGCCAGCUGUCCAUCAUGGAAGAGGUGCUGAUACCGGACAACAGCUACAGCAUGGAGCAGAUACACAGCGAGGUGUCCAAACAUCUCGGACGCAUCUGGUUCCCUGACAUGAUGCCCACCUGGUAGACACAUACAUGCAUACGUAUACAUACAGUACUGUGCAAAUGUUUCAUCCAAAUCAAGGGUAUUUCUAGACCUCACCCUGCCCUUUAGCGCCCUCUGCUGCCCAUUACAUUACUACAUUUUUCAAACAGGCUUGUUAAACUAAUAUAUUAAUUUAACUGUUUUUAAUAAUAAAAAUAAAAGAAUCAGGCAGCUAAAUGCACAAGCUGCUGAAUCUGCUUUGGUUUGUGUGAAUCAGGUUUCUAAAUGAACCAAACUGACAGAAGAAGUAACAUUUCACCAGUUUCCUGGUAAACUGUAUGGUCACCAUCAGUCUCUUAAUUUUAAAUGUGUUAUUUCACUAUGGAAAAACAUUUAAAUAAAUAUAUUUACUUUUUCACAAACGACUUAUAAUUAAGAAAUCAUUUGUUAAUCAGAAGAUUUCAGUUUAUGAUUUGCAACAAAUACAAAUCAUGUUACAGACUAAAAUAAUAGAACUCUUAUUCACCAGCUACUAAUUCUGCCCCACCUUAAAUGAAACAGCUGUAACAUCCUGGAGACUAUAGAGAGGUUUUAUAUUAUUAAGGUAAACUCUUAAAAAUUAGAAUAAGGGUAAGUGAAGAAGUUAACAGCUUUGUUUAAAUUUUUGAUUAAGGUCACUGAGAAACUGUUAACCUAGAGCCAUAUAACAUCUAAAAGAACUUAGAACAUAGAACAUCUAAAAUAACUUAGAACAUAGAACAUCUAAAAGUCUCUUCUCUUAAAGAAACCUUGCCGUUAAUCACAUUUAUUAAAUUUCUAUAAUUUAGCACAGGGAUUUCUACUGCAGCUAAAGAAGUCUGUAAUACAGUGUCUGGAGUAUACAGUGUGCUUCUAAGCAGCUCACUUAUAUUAUUAUAAUUUCAUAUAUUUAUGGUAUUUAUUUAGUGACCUUCAAAGGUUGUCCCUGCUUAAGGCUUUUGCACAGUACUGUAUAUGAUCACUGUCACGCAAAAAUCUUUUAUCUUCAAAACAGAAAGUUUUUAUGUAAAAAAGAUUUUAUUCCAAGUAAUUCUGGAGCGUUUAUAAAUCCAGUGUUGCAUAUGUACUGGUAAUGCAUCAUAGAAGGCAUUACCUCCUGGUUAAAAUUUUAGUCUAAUAGACAAGGGACUCUUGUAGAAAUGACCUUCACUAUGAACGCAGAAUCAGAAUCAUAAAUACUUUAUUGAUCCCAGAGGGAAAUUGUGGUUGUAAAUAUUAAUAAAUAUUAAUUAAUAUAAUAAAUAUUAAAUAUCCUGUAAAAAAAACAUGUCAGAUUAUUGCACUCUUUUAUUAUCCUAUUGCUCAUAUUAACCAAAUAAUAAUAAGAGCAAUAGUGUCACAUGAUAUGGAAGGAGUUAUAGAGUUUUAUAGGGCAUUUUGGCAAAAUGAGUCUUGCACUAAAUGUGCUCCUGUGACGCACGCAGAAAACCCCCAACUCACAUAUCCCACAGGUCAGUGCAGCUUUCUUCAGCCUCCAUGAAAGUAAAAGUGGCUAAAGUUGUUGGACACAAGUGAGUUGUCCCAUGACUUUUGGCAUGACUGUGUAUGUUACAUAUAUAUAUAUAUUUUUUUUUUUUUUUGCAGGACAGUGGUGUUAUAUACAGCUCUGUAGAAAAUUAUGAGACCACUUUUUUGCUAUUUAUAGGUAUAUGUUUAAGUAAAGUGAACAUUUUAGUUUUAUUUUAUAAACUACAGACAACAUUUCUCCCAAAUUUCAAAUAAAAAUAUUGUCAUUUAGUUCAUUUAUUUGCAGAAAAAGAAAUGACAAAGAUGCAGAGCUUUUAAACCUUAAAUAAUGCAAAGAAAACAAGUUAAUAUUCAUGAAGUUUAGAAAUCAAUAUUUGGUGGAAUAACCCUGUUUUUUAAUCACAGUUUUCAUGCAUGUUGGCAUGUUCUCCUCCACCAGUCUUACACACUGCUUUUGGAUAACUGUAUGCGACUCCUGCUUGGUUUGAUGGCUUGUGGUCAUCCAGCUUCUCUUGACUAUAUUCUAGAGGUUUUCAAUUUGGUAAAAUCAAAGAAACUCAUCAUUUUUAAGUGGUCUCUUAUUUUUUACCAGAGCUGUACAAGUACAGACAUACGUAUGCAAACACACACACACGCACACACACACACACACAUACACACAUUACAAUUGCUUGGACAUAAUGAUACGGACACACCAGACUGGGUGUGCAUGUUUUUUUUUUGGACAAAAACUGUGGAUAGGACACAUGAAGUCCAUCCAAAAUGAGCUGUCAAUAUCUUGGACAGACAGAGAAGAUGGGACUGGGGAUGUUUUUGGCGGGGUCACCUUUUUUUUUUGUUUGAAGGCCCCCAAGCUGCGUAAAGGAAUGAGAUGUCAGUUCAAGUGGAAAUGUGACUUUAUGUUUUAUUAACCGAGGUUGUGUUUCAGGGAGUCGGACAUAAUGGCAGACCACCCUCCUCACAGAAAUCUGACUUUUACUCGAUACAGGCUGGAGAUAUUGACAGAAUAAUUCAUGAAGCUCAGACAGGCAUUUGCAGUAGAGAGUGGAGAGAGUCCUGUAGUGUCCUCUUGCUGCAGCUGCAUUUUUUAAACCCCUCCCUGACACUCUCCCCAUACAGGAUUAGGAAGUAGGAAGGAGCUGUGGAGGAGGAGGAGAAGGAGGAGAAGUGUGCAGAGUCAGGGCAGGGUGUAGGUGUGGGCGGUCCACAGCAGAACAGGUAGAGUCAGUUUUGUGUGUAUGGUAAGUAAAAGAGGUGAAGUCUCAGACGUUGCUCCCUCUCUCUCUCUUUCUCUUUCUCUCUUACUCCCUCACUCUCUCUCCCUCUUUCUCUCAGCUGCAGAGAUUACAUAACUCUGUUUUGUUCUGUCUCCUUUGUGGAUUGAAUGUCAGUACGAUUAAGCUGUCUUUUGAUAGGGGCUUUUCUUACUUUCUGCUACGACUAUGAACAACUCUGCUUUUGUUUGUAUUUUUUUUAUACAGACUUCAGUGUUAGGUGUAUUGUUGGAGACUGAACAGUUUAUGUAAAGGCAGAACUGAAGAAUCUUAACCCUUUAAUGUCCUCACAAAAAAAAGCAAUGUGAUGAUCUCUUUUUUUGGUUGCAAUAAUAAAUAAAACACGUGUUUUUUGUUAAAUUUAAA
Messenger RNA from Astyanax mexicanus (Mexican tetra), 4709 nucleotides. RefSeq names its product F-box and leucine-rich repeat protein 3, like (gene fbxl3l). NCBI's taxonomy places the organism in Eukaryota, Metazoa, Chordata, Actinopteri, Characiformes, Acestrorhamphidae. Gene Ontology annotation, molecular function: protein binding. Gene Ontology annotation, cellular component: nucleus; SCF ubiquitin ligase complex; cytosol. Bases 304 to 1605 code for a protein of 433 amino acids. The record is from RefSeq and is a predicted model, not a curated record. The transcript is spliced from 5 exons. Gene Ontology annotation, biological process: regulation of cell cycle; G2/M transition of mitotic cell cycle; SCF-dependent proteasomal ubiquitin-dependent protein catabolic process.